This is a messenger RNA of Prunus dulcis (almond), 1416 nucleotides long. RefSeq names its product receptor-like protein EIX2. The transcript has a single exon. The record is from RefSeq and is a predicted model, not a curated record. Bases 1 to 1416 code for a protein of 471 amino acids. NCBI's taxonomy places the organism in Eukaryota, Viridiplantae, Streptophyta, Magnoliopsida, Rosales, Rosaceae. Gene Ontology annotation, molecular function: protein binding.
AUGGGUCCAGAUUUCCCAAAGUGGCUUCAAACUCAAAAGGAUUUCUCAUACCUUGAUAUUUCUGAUGCUGGAAUUUCUGACAUCUUUCCAAGUUGGUUUUGGAGUUUAUGUCGUAAUGUGAGAAUUAUGAAUCUCACAAGCAACCAAAUUAGAGGUACAUUUGCAAAUUUGACAGUGGAAUUUUCAUAUUUCCCUAGACUACAUCUGAGUUCGAACAAGUUGGAAGGUCCAAUCCCUUCAGUUCUAUCAAUAACCUCAUAUCUAGAUCUCUCUUAUAAUAAACUUUCAGGGUCAAUUUCAUUCUUGUGUUCAAGUGCAGCUAUUUAUUUAGGCUUUCUUGACCUCUCAAGAAACAAUGUUUCUGGACAAGUUCUAGAUCGCUUGACACAUUUGGAGAAUCUAGUCAUGCUUGAUUUGAGUUACAAUGCUUUGUCUGGGAAAAUUCCUACAACAAUAGGCUCUGUAUUUCGGAUUGAAACACUCAAAUUAAGAAGCAAUAGAUUUGUGGGACAAUUGCCUUCGUCGAUGACGAAUUGCACAAGGUUAGAAGUCAUUGAUGUUGGGGAUAAUAACUUAUCUGGACCAAUACCUGAAUGGUUAGGAGUUAGCUUAAAGAAUUUGGUUCUCUUGAUGCUUUCGUCUAAUCACUUGAAUGGAAGCCUGCCCUCACAAUUAUGCCAUCUAAUACGAAUUCAAAAUUUGGAUUUCUCUAUAAACAACAUCUCUGGAAGAAUACGUCCAUGCCUCAACAAUUUGACUGCUCUGUCUCAGAAAGGAGAUUCAAGUCUAACCAGCACACAUUAUAAUAACAUUUCUACUGAUCAACGUUCAUAUUUUUAUAAUUAUGACGAUGAUGCAACCUUCAUGUGGAAAGGAGGAAUGCGGACAUAUAAAAGUACUUUGGGGCUUGUGAAGAGAAUUGAUCUGUCAAGCAAUAGAUUAUCCGGGGAGAUUCCAAGUGAAAUCAUUCAUCUUGUUGGGUUGGUUUCUUUAAACCUAUUGAGAAACCAAUUAACAGGUCAAAUAACUCCAGAGAUCGGAAAGUUGCAAUCAUUGGAUUCUCUUGAUUUGUCAAGAAACCAUAUAUACGGAAGAAUUCCAACAAGCCUUGCUGGGAUAGAUCGUCUUGGUUUCUUGGACUUGUCAUAUAACAACUUGUCUGGCAAAAUUCCAGUCGGGACUCAGCUCCAAGGCUUUGAUCCCUCUGUUUAUGCCAGGAAUCUUCAACUCUGUGAACCUCCACUUAAAAAGAUGUGUGCUGAUGAAGAGGAAAGAGGUCCAAGUGAGCAAACUGACUUCAUCAACCAAGAGGACAAGGAAGAGCUAAUAACACUGGGAUUCUACAUUGGUAUGGGGCUUGGAUUUGCUGUCGGGUUUUGGGGAGUUUGCGGCACCUUGAUAUUUUCAAGAACAUGA